This is a messenger RNA of Oncorhynchus keta (chum salmon), 3039 nucleotides long. RefSeq names its product zinc finger DHHC-type palmitoyltransferase 8a (gene zdhhc8a). Bases 277 to 2469 code for a protein of 730 amino acids. Gene Ontology annotation, biological process: protein palmitoylation. Gene Ontology annotation, molecular function: palmitoyltransferase activity. The transcript is spliced from 10 exons. The record is from RefSeq and is a predicted model, not a curated record. Lineage: Eukaryota; Metazoa; Chordata; Actinopteri; Salmoniformes; Salmonidae.
UGUUGUGUCCCAAAGCUACCUUUCCCCGGCGAUAGCCCCACCUAUCAAAUCAAGAGCCGCUUCGCUGAGUUGGUGGUUGGUCGGGCCCAGUCUGUACGGUGGGAUUUCCAAGACGGGCACAGCUCGUUGGACUUUUUGACCAUGGAAUUGUUGCAUUUGAUCCAUGGAGACCCAGGACAGAACAUAGUGGGAAUACGUCGUAUCAUGGAUCAUGUAUUGUAUCUCGGUGUAAUCGUUUCGCUGGAAUAAACUGCUGAUGUUUGUGGAAAGUACAGAAUGCCCACCAGCGGCAGUGAAAGAAUUAAAGCCAGCGCGUUUAUUCCAGUGUCCACCGCUGCAGUCCUCCUCGUCGGGUCCACCACUUUAUUCUUUGUCUUUACGUGCCCGUGGCUGGCAGUGACUGUGUCAAUCUACGUGCCACCAUGCAGUGGCAUCCUCUUCUUCUUUGUCUUGGCCAACUUCACCAUGGCAACCUUUAUGGAUGCGGGUGUUCUCCCCACGGCUAAUGAGGACGAGGACAAGGACGAUGACUUCCGCGCCCCGCUCUACAAGAACGUGGACGUGAAGGGUGUCCAGGUCCGGAUGAAGUGGUGUGCCUCCUGCCACUUCUACAGACCUCCACGAUGCUCCCACUGCAGUGUCUGUGAUCACUGUGUAGAGGACUUUGACCAUCACUGUCCCUGGGUGAACAACUGUAUCGGGAGGCGGAACUACCGCUACUUCUUCCUGUUUCUCCUGUCACUCACACUGCACAUGGUGGGCGUGCUCUCCGGUGGCCUGCUCUACAUCCUACACCAUCUGGAAGACCUAUGGAAGCUGCACUGUACUGUCACCCUGGUGGUGAUGAGUGUAUCAGGUCUGUUCUUCAUUCCUGUCCUGGGCCUCACAGGGUUCCACCUCUACCUGGUGUCUAGGGGCCGAACCACCAAUGAACAGGUCACUGGGAAGUUUCAAGGAGGGGUCAACCCUUUCACACAAGGUUGCUGUGGCAACUUGGAGUAUCUCAUAUGCAGUCCCAUUUCUCCAAAGUAUACAGCGAGGCCCAUUAAGAAAUCAACAGUUCGCAUCAUUCCUCCAUUCCUGAGACCAGAGACUGACAGACAGAUACCAAUUAUCAAGGUUGAGGAUAACGGCAUCCAGUGUCAUGAUAACCAAAAUAAACGCCCGUCCACUGACGGUAUGGAAGAGCCAGACAUCCGACGUCUGGACACCCCACCACCUCUGCCCCCCAAACCAGAUCCCAAAGUGCUGAGGAGACACCUAGCAACACUUGAAGAGAGUGGUUUGCAUCCCAAACCAGUGACCCCUUCCCCUGGACAGACCCUGCAGCAGCUCAGGCCAUUACCGCAGUCCACAUCUAAGGCACCACCCCCCUCACCUGUCCAUCAGGUGGCUGUGGCACCAGAGCAGCAAGGGGGCAGCAGUAGACGUCAUGACCUGUCAUCAGAACUCAUUCUGGGUACAUUGGACCAGCAGCUAGCCGUCCCAUCCGGUCCCAUGGCCGCUCCACUCCAGCUUAACUCUCUCACCCUCAACUCCCGCUCCCUCACCCUCAAACACGCCUAUCGCCACCAUAACAAGCUGCCGGUCUUGUACCCAGAGGGUCUGAUCUCCCAUCAGGUAUCUCCGGGCUUGUUCCCCCCUCACAACCCCCUGUCCAAUCGCAACAGCCUCUCCUAUGACAGCCUGGUGAACUCAAGUGACGCCCACUACCUUGCCCAGCGAGGGGGACCCCCACUUCAUUACCACCCGCACUUCAUGACCCUGGGACAUGAAGGCAGUGUGCUGCAGCGGCCCCCUCCACACACCUACAGCCCUGUGUUCAUGGGGGUCACCAGGCAAUCUCCCCAGCCCAGGGACACCUCACCCAGGGAUCCCUCUCUACGGGACCUCACCCCUCAGGCCCUCACCUCCCGGGACCUCUCCCCUCAGGCCCUGAUGCACAGGGACCUCUCCCAGCAAGCCUUGAUCCACCGGGAGGCCUCUCCGGUCCGCUAUGACAACCUCUCCAAGACCAUCAUGGUCUCCAUUCAGGAGCGGCGGGAGAUGGAGGAGAGGGACAGGAUGCUGCGGAUGCAGGCCAGGUCCCAGGCCCUGUACGGCUGCCCAGACAUGGGGUUGUACGACAUCCCCAGCAGAUGCAGCCUCCCUGCAGACAGCAUGCGCCUCCCAGGGUCACGCGGCCCCACCCCGCCCGCAUACGGCUCCAGGGAGUUCCUGAUGAGCACUGGUAUUUUGGGGUACGGGGGUACGAGGUCGCCCCUCUCCAGCGCCUCGUCGUCCUCUCUGACCCGAGCCCCCAGGACUUCCAGCUCCCCCCUGCAGAGCAGCAGCAGCCUGCAGAGUAAGGGUCGUUCCCCCUCCCCAGCCUACCUCCCCCCAAACAGGCAGGUCCAGCCCUCAUCCUCCUCCUCCUCCACACUGCCCAGCACCUUUUCCUCUGCCUCUCCCCCAGAUGCCCCCCCAUAACAACCCUUACUCACCAAUGCCAUGGAGGGAAAGUACUCAGCACCCUUGGGUGCCCCCAAAUAGGAACUAUUGAGUCUUCCUGGAGGGUGUAUGCAGCCAACCACACUACUCUGCAGUGUUAGCCUGUAUAUCCACAACUUCCCAGCACUGUGUAAGUGUGUCUGUGUGGGUUGUCAGUGUGUGGGAGGGUGUGGGAGUUGAGACGACAUCAACAUGCAGUCAUGGGAAUCGUUUUGUACAGAUAUUUGCACUUGGACCUCUCGGUAGACAAGGGUGUGUGUUGAAUAUAGAGUGAGUGAUAACCAACAGUAUAUGCAGAGAUGUCAGGACAGUGGCCAAUUAGCAGACAGUUGUGCCUCUUUAUGCAGUCGGAGGAAUCAAUGAACUCAACUAGAACAGCAGACAUGUACAGAGGACAGAUCUUUAUUGUUGGUUUAUGUGUUUUGAUAAUGCUUUUGAGAAAGAAUGUUAUGUGAUGAUGAUGGGACAUUCUAUUAUUCUGCGUCUGUAGAAAUCACGCUUUAGUCAUAUUUUGUGGUUGUUUUGACAAAUAAAAAAAAGUCACUGUUU